Molecule: messenger RNA, 833 nt
Organism: Styela clava
Lineage: Eukaryota; Metazoa; Chordata; Ascidiacea; Stolidobranchia; Styelidae
Source: RefSeq, a predicted model, not a curated record
UCGUCAAAUUUACGGACUAAAAUGUGCAAAAAUUGAAUAUUUUUUAACCAAAGUAAAAUACUUAUGCCGAAUAUUCUCAUAUUGCCUCAUUGAUGUUUUCUUUUUGGGUUUUGAGUAGGUACUUAUGAGUCUUUCUAUAAAAUGCUAUAAAAACUCAAAUGGAAUUUUUUUUAUUUUUUAACGGAUUUUAGCUGUGCUGAUAUCACCGCUAUAAAAUAAUUUCCAUAAUUUCGAUUCAGUUCGAUCAAUAAGGAUGAAAGUGAGAUUCUUGAUUCUUUUGGCACUUGUGGCGAUCCUCGCCUUUGACGGUGGAGAUUCUUGGAGUAGACGUAGAAGAAGACGUUGUCCCCCUACAUAUACAUCACAGUACCGCUCAGUGCGGAAACUUUAUACUGCUCUGUAUACACGCCAUGUUAGUGUAUUAGGUAAAUACAAAGGUUUGCUUGCAUUCGUCCUUCGAGAGGGUAGAAAUGCAAAGAGAUACGGCUACCAGAUGAAAGCUCUUGGACAAAAAAUGAUUGCUAAGUUCUACAGCUACAGGAAAUAUGCUUAUGGGGAUAUGGAAUUUGAGGACGAACCUUUUAUAGACGAGAGCCAUGAUUUCGACGAUGAUAAUAUCAGUGAACAAGUCAACGAUGAUCAGGACAUGUUUCAGGAUUCAGAAGAUUUUUCUGAAAACGAGGACGAAGAAGAAGUCAAGCAACUACCCGAUGAAGUGCAAGACACCGAUUCAAACGUGAUAGAAUCUCAUGAAAAAGAAUAAGAAGAGUCAAGGGGACGGACACAAGGAAUUCGAAGUUGAAUUUACCAUGAAUUUUAUUUUUUUUUUGUUU